AUGUCACUUCAGAUUUUUGUCCGCCAGUUCGCCAGGGUGCCCCUGAAAGGCGACAAAGUCGCAAAAGUCACAUUCAGAGGAGUAUCGCUCUUCACUCGAGUUGUGGAAGAAGAAAGCGAUGACGUGCUAUUCGACGAGGUGCUGGAGUGGCCCAUGGGUCGGCCUCUGGACCCAUCAGAGGUGGUGGAGAUUCAGCUGCAGAUCUACAGCCGAUACUUCAGCAAUAAAGUCGCAGCGUCCUAUGGUCUUGUGCUGCACAGACUUGUCUCUGAGGGCCAUAUCGCCAUCACCGAUCACAUGACCGACUCCAACAACAAAGUUAUCAAGACAAGACUAGCAUUCGAAGCUCGCUACACCCCUCCCUUGAGCAAAGCUGAAGUGGCGCGGAGAGCCGAAGCCUCAAGAAGCGCAUCAAAGACCCGUGGUCCCGACGACGAAGGGGAGGGCGAAAGAGCAGGUCGCUUGAGUCGCCAGGGCAGCGAAUGUGCCGAAGGAAGACGGACAAGAGACUCCAGCAUUGAUAGUUUCGGGAGAGAGAACGAAAAGGAGAGUCUUAUUCAAGGCAAGACAAAUUCCAGUUUCUUGAGCUCGACAACUAAGAAAAUAUCAUCAUUCGCUAGUGAAAAGAAAAGAUCGUCGGUGACUGAUGCGGGCAAAAAGAGCAUUUCAAGCGAAGCCGGAAAGCGCCAUUCUGUUCAUACACCCGAACGAGGUCAUUCAUCAAAAGAAGAUUCAUUGAGUCGAAGAAGCAGACGUGACUCUGGCACGGAAAAAAAGAAACUUGGCGCCUACGGAAGAAGUAGUACCAUAGAAGGUCAACCUGUUGCUGCCACACCAGCAACUGGUGGGCAAGUUUUGUCUCAAGGAGUUGAGCCUCCUCAGAACCAAACUUUGUUGGGGGAAGACGAGAACGAUUCUAGCGACGACCAAAGAGACUUUCAUAUCCCCGUUUACGAUCGACCUGAGGCCGGGGAGCCCGCCGUGCUUCGUGUUGUUGAUGAAAUCGGUGCUUCUCAGUCACAAAGAACAAGCGGACCUCGGGCUGGUGACAGCGAUCAGGAUGAAAAGCAAAUGCUACUAAAUGUCGAGCAGAACAUUGCAAACCUUGAGAAGUCGAUGAGCAUGCAGGAGAGAAUAUCAGCCAAUGCUAAUAAGAACAGAAGCAAAGAAUCUUCACCAGACACUCCGAGAAAAAGUCGCGGCUUCAGCACGGGCAUGAAGGCCGUACGUUCACUGGUUCGUCUGGGGCGGCAACGCAGCAAGAGUGCCGGCAACACCACAGACGAGGAGGAUAAGUUACCCCUGCACUCUGCGGGGGUGACUGCAGUGUCUGCUCACAGGCGGGCCGAGCCUGGCUUGACUGAUGGGGCGAGCGCUCACCAGCAGCCGCCUAGCAGGCCGCACUCGGUCUGCUCGACGCAGUCUGAGAACGAUUCGUCGGCGUCUGCACAUGCCACCCAGCCCGCUAAAAGACAUCGAUCAGACACCGUCAACGCCACACCUGCUGAGCUAAAAGCCCAAGACUUUCAGGUUUGCAUUACGGUGAUUGAGGCACGACAGCUCGCAGGCCUGAACAUGGACCCGGUGGUGUGUGUACAGAUCGGCGACGUCAAGAAAUACACCUCCGUCAAGGAGUCCACUAACUGCCCUUACUACAACGAAUACUUCGUGUUUGAUUUCCACAUGGCGCCCGCUAUGCUCUUCGACAAAAUCAUUACGCUUACGGCAUUACACUCCAAGAAGUUCUUUUCGAAGGGCGAGUUUAUAGGAAGCUUCAAGCUGGACCUGGCAACAGUACACAGGGCUCCUGGUAUAACAAUUCGAUAUGAGAAUAUUAAUAAGUCUGAUAAGGACGAGGACGACAUCGAAGGGAACCUCCUCCUGCCGGACGGGGUGCCGGCCGAGCGCCAGCGAGCCAAGUUCAUCGUCCGCAUUUACCGCGCCGACGGGCUUCCCAAAAUCAACUCUUCAAUUAUGGCGAACGUCAAAAAAGCUUUUACCGGGGACUCGAAGGACCUAGUGGACCCUUACGUACAGGUGUCUUUCGCCGGGCUGUCGGGCCGAACAUCUGUAAAGAAGAACACAGCGUGCCCGAGUUGGAACGAACAGGUGGUGUUCUCAGAAAUGUUCCCUCCUCUCUGUCAACGCGUCAAAGUUCAGCUCCGAGACAACGACGCUGUCAACGACACAGUCAUCGGCACGCAUUUUCUGGACCUCACACAGUUCUCCAACGACGGCGACAGAGGUUUCCUUCCUACGUUUGGCCCAGCUUACGUCUACCUGUACGGCUCGACGCGAGACGGCAGCGUGAUGGACGAGCAUGCCGCUCUCAACGCAGGCAUGGGCGAGGGCAUCGCGUACAGAGGGCGCCUCCUGCUGAGCGUGCGAUGUCAGAUCACCGACCACCUCGAUGUCGCUCCGUCUGAAGUUGAAGUUGAAAACACCAUGCCAAUUCAGGAGUCAAACUACGGCAAGAACGAAGAGUUCUUGCUGUUCGCUUGUGUGCACGAGGCCACGAUGAUCGAGAAGCGCGUGGCAGACAAGCAAGUCAGCUUCGAAAUCUCCAUCGGCAACGCCGGCAACUCCUUCGACGGCUACGCUGCCAUGCGGCACUCAAGCGGCGACGACGAGAGCGAAGAAGAAUCGGUGAUCGCCGAGUCUUCGAUGUGGCAGUCAACCACACCCCCGAUGAAACCAAUGACCAACGACAAGAUAUAUUAUUUCCUGCCCUACUGGGACGACAAGCCUUGCUUGUUUGUGCGGUCGCUAUGGCAAGACCACAGACGCCGGCUCUUCAACUCCAACGCGCUAUCCAGAGUUGCUUCCACCCUCGAAGAAGGGCUGACUGAUUUCCAGUCAGUGCUGGAUGAGGAUGAAGGUCAGCCUGAGCGCAAGCUGCGCGCUGUGCUGGAGCGGCUGAUGGAGAGCUGUGAUGAGUAUCUGGACUUCACGAAGUCUGCUUCGUGCAGCGGCUCAACUGGAGGCAGGACGAGGCUGGACAAGGAGCGUUUCAAACUCUGCAUCAGAGAAAUUGAGUGCAUUCACUCGUCAGCCCGCCAGACGAGAGCGACGAUCACGAAGCACUCACUCAGAGAUCGCUACAAGGCGACGCUGGGCUUCCUCGCGCGCAUCAAGCAACUCGUCGAAGACCCGCAGCAUAGUCUGCCCGACGUGUUCGUGUGGAUGUUGAGUGGCGGCAAGCGUGUGGCGUACCAACGGCUGCCCGCUCGCCACCUCAUCCACGGCCCCACGCAGGUCGAGCGUGGCAAGCAGUGCGGGCUGCUGCGCACCGUCUUUCUUAAGCUGCCAGGCCGCAGGUCGUCAGGCCCUGGAGGCUGGGCUAUCCAAGCGAAGCUGCAGGUCUACCUGUGGCUCGGUCUGGCCAAACACAAGAAGCAUUUGCUGCCGGGCAUCCCGCGGGGCUACGAGAUGUGCUACGAGUUCCGGAACAUUGAGCGUCCGCUAACUCUGCCACCAACUUCCCUGCAUUACUCUGCUAAGCAGACCUUCCAGCUGCGAGCUCACGUAUACCAAGCGAGGUCGCUGAUAGGCUCAGAUGCAUCAGGGCUCUCUGAUCCCUUCGCACGUAUAAUCUUCGGCGAGCACUGCAGAGUUACUCAGGUUAUUGAUGAGACUCUCAGUCCCACGUGGGACGAGUUGCUUAUCUUCGACGAGGUUAUUGUGUAUGGAGUCAAAGAAGAAAUUAAAAAAGAGCCUCCGAUGGUGGUGGUCGAAAUUUUUGAUCAGGACAAAGUGGGCAAGUCGGAGUUCAUAGGGCGGACGCUGGCGCGCCCCAACAUGAAGCUCAAGGAGGACGGGUACGUCAAGCCUCGUCUUGAGUGGUACGACCUACACCGCGGCAGCGACACUGCUGGGGAGCUGCUCGCGGCCUUUGAACUCCUCCAGUUUGGGGACGGUGAUGCUCGAGGUGACGUCAUCCCACUGCCAGAGGCGAAGGAAGACCAGCCCAGAGAUCCGCAGGCUGGACCUCUGCUGCCCGUACCACGCGGCAUCCGACCCACCCUGGCUCACUACAGGCUAGAGGUUUUGUUCUGGGGACUGCGAGACUUGCGCCGCAUCCACCUGCUGACGGUGGACAGGCCUCGAGUGGACGUGGAGAUUGCCGGCCACAUCGUCCAGUCCGGAGUGAUCAGCAGCGCCAGACGCAACCCAAACUUCACGAACCCCGUCAAGUUCAUCGACCUGGAGUUGCCGGAGCAGGAACUGUACUGUCCGCCGAUCACGAUUCGGGUGGUGGAUUGUAGGAGCUUCGGACGGUUCACGCUCGUGGGUACACACAUCAUCAGCAACCUGCAUCGCUACACUUGGUGCCCCGCCACCGCCGCUGAGGACAAGCGACCGCACAAACCAAUCGAGGGCUGUGAAAGUCUACCCAACAACGUCGAGUUAAGUGCAAAGGGAAAGCCUUUUGUCAAAAUCGUGAGGGGAAAGUCGGGAACAUUGCCCUGUGAGUUCGUACAUAACGCAGGACUCACCGAAACCUCUCCGCUUCUGGAUAAAGAAACCAUCAUCACCAUUGACUACUCUCAGCCCGGAACGAACAGCCUGAUGAGAGGAAGCAUCAGUAAGAAAGAGAAGACGGAAGCGAACAAGAAGAAGCAACUCAGCCUCGACGUCGACGAAGAUGAUGAGGAGAACAGGGACUGGUGGACCAAAUAUUUCGCCUCCCUCGAUGCCGCUGCUCAGGAAGCAGAGAAACACAUCGAAGAACAAGCGGAGCGCCGGCUUGAGGAACUCAACCAGUCCGGUUCACACUACCACAGCGUCGUCGCAGGAGCGGCCACCACGGACUCCCGCCUAGCGUAUCACUCGGAGCGCGGCGGCGACCAUCACAGCCACAGCUACCGCAAGACACAUAGCGGCAAGGGCGGGUCUCUCAGCGCCGCCAAACUGGCUCAUAAACUCAGCCCUAAAGCCCACAGGAGGAAGCAGAUCAAAAACAUCGCCUGCACUAAGGUUUUGGCCGGGGAACUGGAGGCAGAGUUCUCCGGGUUCCGCGAGUGGCUUCACACCUUCGAGCUCUACCGCGGCAAGAAGACUGGCGACGAGGUCGAGGACGAGUCAAGGGUCGUCGGGAAAUUCAAAGGGUCACUGAAGCUGUACCGAUGGCCACUACCCAAAGACCUACAAGACACCUCCAUCAUGGGAGGCGAUCCACGCCAGGGUUUCUUCCAGGGCUUACCGUCGAACGAGCCUAUCCACGUGCUGGUUCGAGUCUACAUCGUCAAAGCUCUCGAUUUGCAUCCUAUGGACCUCAACGGCAAGGCUGACCCGUACAUCGUCGUGCAGUUGGGAAGCAAGAAGAUCUCUGACAAAGAGAAUUACAUUUCAAAGCAGCUCAAUCCUGUCUUCGGGAAAUGCUUUGAAGUGGAAGCCACUUUUCCCCAAGACUCGAUGCUUACCAUAAAUAUUCUGGACUGGGACUUGGUUGGUUCAGACGACAUCAUCGGUGAGACCAGAAUUGACUUGGAGAACAGGUUCUACUCGAGACACCGCGCGACCUGCGGCCUGCAGAAGCGUUACGAGCUCUCUGUUUCUGAGGAGCAGCUGGCACUGGCGGUGCUGCACAGAUGGGAAGAAGUGCCAAAGGUUGGGUGUCGUCUGGUGCCGGAGCACAUCGAGACCAGGAUACUCUACAACCCCGACAAACCUGGCAUUGAGCAGGGAAAGCUGGAGAUGUGGGUGGACAUGUUCCCGAUGGACAUGCCUCUCCCCGGACCGCCCAUCGACAUCACGCCGAGGAAGCCCAAAAGCUACGAGCUUCGCCUCAUCGUCUGGAACACGGACGACGUUGUUCUGGAGGACGACGCCUUCUUUACCGGCGAAAAAAUGUCCGACAUUUACGUUAAAGGGUGGCUGAGAGGCACCGAGGACGCGCAGUGCACGGAUAUUCACUACCGCUCCCUGACCGGCGAGGGCAACUUCAACUGGCGCUUCAUCUUCCCCUUCGACUAUCUAGUGGCAGAAGAAAAAAUUGUCAUCAGCAGGAAAGAAACAUUCUUCUCUUUGGAUGAAACUGAGUGCAAAAUUCCUGCCAGACUUGAACUUCAGGUUUGGGAUGCAGAUCAUUUCUCAGCAGACGACUUCUUAGGGGCGAUUACGCUGGACCUGAACCGUUUCCCACGAGGUGCUAAGAGUUCUAAGCAAUGCACGCUAAGCAUGCUUAAGACUGACGGCUCCGUCCCUAUGAUCAGCAUCUUCAAGCAGCGAAGAGUUAAGGGAUGGUGGCCAUUCUACAUCAAGAAGGAGAACGAGGAAAUGGAACUCACUGGAAAAGUUGAAGCAGAGAUUCAGCUGCUCACCAGAGACGAGGCUGAGAAAAUUCCCGCUGGCUUAGGCCGCAACGAGCCAGACCCUCUGGAGAAACCCAAUCGUCCGGACGCCUCGUUCAUGUGGUUCCUGAACCCACUGAAGAGCAUCCGCUACAUCAUCUGGCACAACUACAAGUGGCUAAUACUCAAGAUGUUACUCGUGCUGGCGCUGGCUGCUUUCCUGGUGCUAUUUUUCUACUCAAUACCUGGUUUCACAGUUAAAAAAAUCAUGGGUGUUUAGAGCUGUAAUUACAACGUGACCACUGUAACUGUAUUGGGAAAAAUGAACUUGCUAUUAAUUGUUCCCAUCCCAUCUUUUGUGUCGUCGGCUCCACGAUGUAAAACUAAUUUUAAAUAGAGAAUUUUGAAUUUUAUGCAUUUACGAGUGAUAACUGGCUGAUUUCAUGUGAGACAAUUUUGAGGGUUACAAGCUGACGAGCUUGAAAAAUCGCCGGUUAUUUAUCACAGAAAAAGUUUGGUUAAGUCACUUAACUUUAGUAAGAUCUCCUAAAAUCCUUGGCGUGGUCAAAAAUCAGACUGUGAAGUGCUCUAGAAAGUGUUACAAAUUUCUAAAUUGAUUAAGUAAAGUUGACGCGGCCUUUUGUCGCCGGACGACAUCAAAGUAUCCUGUCAAACUUGAUGUAUGAAAAUUUCCGUAGCACAGGAGACUUCAAAUGGUGAUCCAACAGAUUUUCAGUCCAGGUAAAAUAUAAAAAUUUUAACGUAAUAAAAUCUUAUGCAUCUAGUCUUGAGUACGCUUAUCAGAACCCGUCUCAUAUCAAGUUCAAUGUAAUUUAACGAGCAGAACUCGCUAAAUAUAUAAUGCGAUGGUGGUAUAGUAGGUUUAUUCAAAGGUAUAUAUUAGGAAAUUGAGAAAUGCUACAGUUUUUUUUAGGAAUCAUCUCCAGAUGUCGAGCGGAUAAAGUUUGGGUUUUAAAGGUGAAGAUAAUGUUGGGAAAAUGUCUCGUUUGAUCUGCGUUAUAACAGGUUUCCUUGGCGGAAAAUUAUCAGCAGAUCAUUAAAAGCUCACGAAGUUACAUCGAAGUAACGCUAUUACACCUGAACUACAGCCGUGUCUCUAAGUCUUGCGGCGUACAUUAAACUUGAGAAACAACCCGUUUGUUUACUCGAUUAAAUAAUUAAUAAAUGUAUUUUUGAAAUCAUUUUUUUCCGUAUUGUAGUUUCUACCAGCAAUGUACGUAGAAUCAGAGCCGUACAAUUUCAGUGGCAAUACAUUUUCCGUCUACAAAAAAGACUCUUCAGCGACAGAAGGAAUGCAAGUCAACACGAGACCACGAACUUAAAUCCAAAGUCCACAUUUUUACGACUUGAUGCAAGAAGUAUGUGAACUGAAGGUGUAAGAGUUUAUUAGAUUUGACUCCCAGAGCUUCAUUAAUAGAUGCAAUCGCAGGGAAAAUAUUGGAACCAUAAAAUCUCAAAAAAUUUUCCUUGAUAAAUUAAAAUUUACAGGAAGGAAGUGUGUCAUAUCACAAUGUGCCCUUGACAUUUGUUAGAGCCUAUGUCUUCUUUUAUUUGUUGCCCUGUCGAAAAUCAAAAAUGCGGAGGGAAAUUUUUUAAAAUAUUUAUUUCCUUUUCAUGUUUGACCUUUCAAUUCAUUAAGUUUAAUUUGUAAGGUGAGAAAACAAAUACUUCUAUCGGUAUCAGAUGCGUUGGGCAGCGACAUUGAAUACUUGUGGCUAAUUUCGCGUAAAGAAAGAAGAGUCAAUGAAGGUCCAGUUUAUUUUGUUCCUGGUAUUGAAAUUAAGCUGACGUGUGGCUUGAAUUUUCAAUUCUUCGUUGAGGCUUUUAUUCAUUUGUUUCCAUGAGCUCGAAUGUGCAAAACAAAGAAAAAUAAUCCACUAAAAAGUCGAAAUUUCUCUUCAAAUAUUAUUUAAUAUAUCUUUUUAUCUCAAGCCCUCGCUUUCUUUCUGGGAGAGAAUCUAAAAUAUUAUAUUGAAGUUCAUUCUUUGAUUCGGUCUAGUGCCACAAAAUUUUAUUAACAUUGUAACAAUCGUAAAUUCAUCGUUUUGUAAUAAUCGUAAAUUCAGUUUGCUCAUAAUAUGGGAUGUGAAGGUCAACACUGGUCGUAUAAUUAACUAAUGUAUUUGAGGUCUGUAUACUGUUUAAAAUCACUUGUAUCUGAGGUUUUGUAUCUUUUGUUGAUUGUAUUUAGAAGCCCUGAAUUAAAUGAAUUAAAGAACUUACAAAAUGACGACUCAUAUGUUAUUGGUGGCAAUAGAUAAUUUCUAAAAAAGCUUAAAGGACCUGUUCAGGUACGACUCCACCACAGAGAGCUUUACAUAAUUUAUAAGCGUAUAGGUUACUAUUGUGAAAACAUGUCAAUAUUCGCAAUGUAAUAUUUAAUUUUAAUAUGCAUUGUUCUGAGUCGGACGCAGAUAUCCUCGUUGAUAUGAUGCACCGUUCUUUGUUGACAUUUAGAGGCUUUUAUUGUUGAUGAUGUUACAGAGUGGUGUUAUUUUUAUCAGCUUCAUCUGCGAAUAAAUCUUGUUUUUCAAUGUUGUUUACAAAUAUUUGUGUCUCUGGAGGACCUUGAAAACAAAUUGAUGAGCUCUAGCCUACAAGGGCGGGCAAUGCGUUUUUAUUGCAUAUAUUCAUUACGAAUUUAUUCUUCGGCGGUUCUCGACAGAGCUUCGAAAAUUAAUUUUGAUUUGUAAUUAAAUUACAAAUACGAUAUAUUUUCAAUGUCGUUUUACGUAAUUACGUUCGCAUUUUCAUGAUAAUAAUAAGCACAAUAGCAUAAAUGUAUUUUUUACCUAUCAUAGCCUCUUCUAUACAUUCAUCACUUGUGAUAUUUUUAUUUGAAACGUCUUCUUAGUUCAUUUUGAGAACGUUUGAACGUCACAAUACUCCCCUGGUAUACAAUCAUUACCUUGUAUAUUCGUACAUAUAGUCUUGUAGUUCGUGCAUUCACCUGUCGUGUGGUGUGAAUUCCCACCGCUCUACGUUUUUUUUUCAAUGAUCUUGUUUUCGCAAUAUAUUUUCAGAUGCUCUGCACCUUCGGAAUCGAUUUAAUCAGAUCUGUUUUUCCUUGGAACGCUCUGUGUGCUGUCCGAGUGAGUGCUUUUUAUUGCAAUCUCGUACGUGUACAUAGUAAACGUGUGAAAAAUGAGUAAAUUGCUUAAAGCACUUAAAUUAUUGCUGUGAGUGAGAGGCUUAUUUACACUUUUUAAUUCCUAAAAUUAUUUGUUAAGAAUCUAGUUAUUAUGAAAUUUUGUGCCAUUUCAUCCAGAGCGAAUUUGAUGCAACGUUUUAGUGUGGAUUGGAAAUUUUUGCGGCCCAAUAAGAAAUUUUAACUUUCGGCUGUAGAGUAUCUCACGUUACAAUUAACAUAUUGCCGAGGAAGAAUUAUUAAUUCUUGUUAGGAAAUUAAAUAAAAAAUUAAACAGAUCUGAUUUCAUUUCUUAAAAGCAUAGAAUUUAUUUAAUACAUUUAUGGUUUUGUCAGCAAAUGUUAGUUUUUGCUGACAAAAAAAUCAUGAGUCAUGGACUUAAAUUAAAAAGAUAACAGAUCGGAAUGCAUUUUUUUGUGUUGCUGUAGGAAAAUGCUAGUUUUUGCAGGCGAGAAAAUCAUUGUGAGAAUUGAACUUAACCUUUUUCUAUGGCUUAUGUGUCGCUUAUUCUCAUUGUCAUCACGAGAGACUAAACCCAGGCAUAGACUUAUAAGUAGAUCGUUGAGUGUAUUAAAUUCAUAUCAUAAAGUCUCAUUCUUGACAAAGCACAUGAGAAUGUUUAAGUUUUUCUCACAUUUCAGUGUAUAGCAUAACUUCUCUGAUAUUGAUAUACUGAUUGUGAUCUACGUGUGAUUCUCCAUAUCAAAUGUUACUCGUAUAGUCAUUAUUCCAGUCACCAAAUUUGUAUUCGAUAUAUACGAUGUUCUAGAAUGUUAAUACUGUUAAAUAUUUUUACUACACGUUGGGUAUGACCGACACAAUAACUAUUUGCAUUCUAAUCAAUAUAUUGCAUGCCAUUCAUAUUCAUACGAAUAGUUCGUAGCUUUCCUCUUUUUUUGGACUCUCAUAGAAGUGAAAUCAAUUAGAUUUUCUCGUUCAAUGAAUUUUCUAUAGCAGGUUUUCCCAGUAAUAGCAGAAAUUCUCAAAGUAACCGCUGAACUUCUCUCUCAAAAAUUCUCAAAAAUAUUAAACUUGGAUGAAUGUUUCACUUUUUCAUCAUCGCACCCAAUAGUUGAGAAUAAAACAUUUGCCGGUAAUUAGUUUCACAGAAUCUAAUUGUUUUAAAUUAAUCCCAAUAUCCAGUUAAUUUAAAUGACUGUGUAAUGAACGGGAAUCACGAAAUAAAUAAACUGAAGUAAUUUCUUUUUCUGAAAUUGAAAAAUCAAUAUCAUUUCUUGUAGCUCUUUCACUUCGGUUCGCAAAUCAUUUAAUAUUUUGAUUAGAAAUAAUCGAAAAGUUCUCGUGUAAUUACUUUUCUAUCAUGAUUCCUCAUUCUAAUAUAUACGCAUUAUAUUUCAAUAUAUAUGCUAUUUCUU
Molecule: messenger RNA, 10838 nt
Organism: Hyalella azteca
Lineage: Eukaryota; Metazoa; Arthropoda; Malacostraca; Amphipoda; Hyalellidae
Product: otoferlin
Exons: 40
Coding region: 1-6573 (2190 amino acids)
Biological process (GO): plasma membrane organization
Cellular component (GO): membrane
Source: RefSeq, a predicted model, not a curated record